GACAAGGUGUGGGUGAAGACUAGCACACAGCAGCUGGUAUAAAUCUCACAGGAAGGAAAGACUGGAACAUUUUCAGCUCUUCUGCGCUCAGGAUUCAGGAUAACAGGCAAGACUCAAUUCAAGGAAAGGAAGGCAGACAUAAAAGAUGAAUGAUUCUGCAGCUCUCAGUGGUGCAUGGAGGAUGCAGGCCGACCACCUUCUCAGCUUCCCUCAACUCUUGGGCGCAGAUGUCAAAGAUGUGGGCCGAGUCUACAACACUGAGCACUUCCCUUUAGCUCUUACUCUGUCAGGCACAUGUAUUGGGUUUCUUAAUCUGAUCUUCUUCGUGAUAUUUCUUUGGCGCAAGAAAAUCCACCCUCAACCCUUCACAGUGUUUAAAGUGUCUCUUGCCUCCACCUACAUCCUCCACCUGCUGUCCUCAUGUGCGAUGGCCGUACUUCUGUUUAAUUCCUACUGCAACCCAAGUAUCUGUGGUAAAAUGGUGAUUAUGUGGUAUGUAUCCGUGCGAUGUGGAAUCAUCCUUCACCUGCUGGUCGUUCUUGAGUUCAUCCUGGUCUGGAAAAGGUCUAACGUGGUCUCACAACUUUUGAAAGUGUAUUUGACCCUGCCUUUCGUCCUCGCAUUGUAUCUCAUCAGCAUAUUUUGCUACGAGCUUGCCAGUGCUACCAUUUUUUUGGGUUCUGUGACUUCAGCUCUGACUUGCAAUAUUGUAGCCAUAGCCUUCACCUCCUGUAGCAGCAUGGACAAACGUGUGGUGAAAGUUAUUUGGUCAGGAUUGUCCGCCUUUGCAGUAACUUUCCUUCCCCUGUUUGUAGUGGAGUGCUUGAUCUUUAAUGGUGAGAGUGUUUCUCCAUUAGCGAUUUUAAUUGUGCUGGGUCUGGGAAACAUUCGACUGGUAUCUGAUGGGAAUCUGUGCUGGGCGAUCUGCUGGGGUUCUCCUGAAAUAGCCCAUGAGCAAUUUGAGAAUGGACAGGUGAACCUCGACCCCUCCACCCACGUCAGCUUCCAUAAUGAAGCUGGGGAGUCUCCAUCCUGAAGUUACUCAGCAGCGGUUGGAGGCUGGGCUGGUGAACCUUGAUCCCUUCAGGGAGUUCCUGACUCACAUUUGUGAAGACUACCAAUCAGGAAAUCCAAAAUGUGACUCUUCUUCUGCACCAGAAUGUGCUUCAUAGAUCCUUCUUGUUCUGAUUAUAGUAACCACUGAGAUAAA
Messenger RNA from Cheilinus undulatus (humphead wrasse), 1210 nucleotides. RefSeq lists its product as uncharacterized. Bases 146 to 1036 code for a protein of 296 amino acids. The record is from RefSeq and is a predicted model, not a curated record. NCBI's taxonomy places the organism in Eukaryota, Metazoa, Chordata, Actinopteri, Labriformes, Labridae. The transcript is spliced from 2 exons.